GAUCGGCCCCGCUCUGAAGCGGCUGCGGCUGCAGCUCCGCUCCGCGCCCCGCUCCGCUGCGCGAUGCUGGCGCUGCUGGCGCUGCUGGCGGCCGCGCUGCUGGCGCUGCUCGGGGCGCGGCGGGCAGCUGCUCCCGGUGCCUGGGUCCCGCUGAAGCGCUGGGCCCUGGGCGGGCUCCUGCUCCUCCACGGCGCCUGGAGGCAGCGGGCUGCCGGCGGAGGGGCCGCGGAGCCCCGGAGGCCGCGCCUGCUCCGUCCCGACCCCCACGCACUUGAUUCAGUUUACUUCACAGGCUUUGCGGAGACCAACAAGAGCUUUGUGAUUGCUCGUCUUGCCAAGCGUCCCAAUGGCAUCUGUGAGAUGUGGCUCUUCCUGAGGGUGGAUGGAGUAGGAGAGUUUGAACACCCACAACAUCCAAACAUGAUGGUGAAUGAUGAAUCUGAAGAGAUUUGGAGUGGAGGAGGGCUCACUAUUGAAUACUUAGAGCUCGAAGCACGCUGGAAAAUAAGCUAUGAUGGAUUCCUCAGAAAAGGACCCUACCGACAGCAGUGGAGUGAAGAAGAGGGAGAACUUAUACCAGUUAAAUUCUCUUUUCAUUGGGAGAACUCUACAGAAGUCUUCAGCUUCAGUGAUGACAGUCACCCCAGCACAUUUGUCCGUGCUUUUGCUCAGGAACCAUGGACCGCUGAGUUCUUCCAAAGGGUCAAAAAACAAAGGGAACAACAUUUCCGACACGAGCAGUGGGGCCAGUCUGUUGGAGAAAUUGAAAUAGAAAAUCAUGAGAAAACCAAACUUUCCCUCAAAGGUGUUCGAAGCCACUCUUAUGGUGUCCGCAACUGGUCUGAGAUUUACCGUUAUGUCAUGAUUUUGGCACGCUUUGAGGAUGGGACCGCAGCACAUUUAACAGUUAUAAACAUGCCUGCUACCACAACGAACCUCACUGUAGGUUAUGUCUUUUUCCCUGAUGGGAAGAAGGCUGGGAUUGAGUGGUCCAACGCCUCGCUGGCUGAGAUGGCUGAUGAUGGUGUAAUCAAGGAUGAAUACAGAGUCAGUUUUACUGCUGGUGGCAAGCACUUUGAUGUUUCUGCAAGGCUGGACAAGCAAGCUUGCCCUGUGGUAUACAAUGGCCUGACUGGAAGAGGCGUUUUCCAUGAGUGCAUUGCAGAUUUCCAACUGAAUGGGUUAACACAAGGCUGGGGCUUGGCUGAAUUUUAUUACAGGGAUGAAGCCGCCCAGAGGGUUCCCAAUUUGCAGCUUGGUCCCAACACCGACGGCCCAGACCUCUCCUCCCCGUGCCCGGUGAGCAAUGGUUCUCCUCCCAGAGCACCUGCAGGCUUGUCCCAGUGGUGGUAGCAGGCAGCAGCUUUCCAGAAGUGUUAUCUCCAGCAAAAUGCGCAAUUCCAAGUGUGACACAUGUUGUCACAGGAUGUUCCAGAGGUCAGUGGUAUAAAGGGAUUUGCAGAGAAAUGAGGAACAUUUCUCUGCAGUGUUGCUAACCAUGGUGCCUGGAGGCAAUUCAGAGGAAAUCUCUGCACGGCUGAUUGAAAAGAGUGCACAAGAAGAGAUCACUCUGUGCUCAGGCUUUUGGUAUUUUUCCUGACCUGUCAUUUGCUCUCCGGUGUGAACAGCAGGGCACAGGGCUACAUGGAUCUCUGACCCACAUAGCAGUUCCUCUGUUCUUGCAGCUUUGCUUUUGAAAUAAAAGCUCUAUCUUUCUGAA
This is a messenger RNA of Numida meleagris (helmeted guineafowl), 1720 nucleotides long. RefSeq lists its product as uncharacterized. The record is from RefSeq and is a predicted model, not a curated record. Bases 64 to 1353 code for a protein of 429 amino acids. Lineage: Eukaryota; Metazoa; Chordata; Aves; Galliformes; Numididae. The transcript has 11 exons.